AGACGCAAACGUACAACCAAUGCACACAACCAUCUCUCUCUUGAUUACAUUAUAUUAACCGAAUAAAAAAAAUAAAAGGUGAGAACUUUGAGUAGAAAUAGGAACGCAGAGAGAGACAGAGAGAGAAGCAAUGAAAAGCCUAGCAAACUAGAGAGAGAGAGAGAGAGAGUAAAAAAAGAAAAAAAAACGCAAAGGGCAAAUCGGAGGGCUCAAAAGGGGCUUUGGGAGAAGAACAAGAAGGGGAGAGAGAGAAAGAAAGCUGUGUAGAUACAUACAGAUAGAUACAUGUAGAGAGAGAGAGAAAGCGUGCAUCUGUAUGUGUGUCUGGACGGUGUAGUGUGUGAAAGGGGGCAAUUAAAAGUGAAACUGCAGCAUUUGGUCUGCGCAAUCCUCAACAUCCCCUCCUUUUCCAAAGCUCCUCUUGUCUCCCCUUCAAAUUAGAAACCCACUUUCUCUCCCCUCGCCGGGAAACUUCAUCUCCGCCGCCGCAAUAAUCACCGUGCCCUUUUUUCUCCUGCUUUGAUCCAGCUCAGCUGAAGGAAGAAAAAGAGAGGUGCGUAGCUGUUUGAUCACCUUCAUAAGGUUAAAGAUUGGAUUUUUUGUGGUGGGGAAUAUUCUCCGGCGGGAUGAGGCUCCGGUGAUAAGCUCCGGCCAUCUAUAUUAAGGUGGGUAAGGCCUUCUCGGGGGCAGCGAGAGAUAUAGAAAAGAAAUGAAGACGGCGAGCACCGGCGCCGGAGGUCAGCCGGCGAACGCCGCCGCCGUUGAAGUAGAGAAGAAGAAUAUUAACGCAGAGUUAUGGCAAGCGUGCGCCGGACCUCUGGUGAAUCUGCCGGUGGCUGGGACCCACGUCGUAUACUUCCCUCAGGGCCACAGUGAACAGGUUGCUGCUUCGAUGAAAAAGGACGUAGAUGCUCAAAUCCCAAACUACCCUAAUCUUCCAUCGAAGUUGUUAUGCCGUCUUCACAAUGUCACCCUUCAUGCUGAUCCAGAAACAGAUGAAGUAUACGCGCAGAUGACACUCCAACCAGUGCCAUCGUUUGACAAGGAUGCUUUGUUGAGGUCUGAUUUGUCAAUGAAAGCAAAUAAACCCCAAACAGAGUUCUUCUGUAAAACCUUGACUGCUAGUGAUACUAGCACUCAUGGGGGUUUCUCUGUGCCUCGUCGUGCUGCAGAAAAGAUUUUCCCUCCUUUGGAUUUCACAAUGCAACCUCCUGCACAAGAGAUUGUUGCCCGAGAUUUACACGACAGUGUUUGGACUUUUCGCCAUAUUUACCGGGGACAACCGAAGCGCCACUUACUUACUACCGGAUGGAGCCUCUUCGUGAGUGGAAAGAGGCUGUUUGCAGGCGACUCGGUGCUAUUUAUUAGGGAUGAAAAACAGCAGCUUCUUUUAGGCAUACGGCGUGCUAACAGACAACCGACCAACUUAUCAUCAUCGGUAUUGUCAAGUGACAGCAUGCAUAUAGGUAUCUUAGCUGCAGCUGCCCAUGCUGCGGCCAACAACAGCCCUUUCACCGUCUUUUACAAUCCAAGGGCUAGUCCAUCGGAGUUUGUCAUCCCUUUGGCCAAGUACUAUAAAGCGGUUUGCAGCAACCAGAUAUCUCUUGGCAUGCGAUUCCGGAUGAUGUUUGAAACCGAAGAAUCUGGGACACGAAGAUAUAUGGGUACAAUAACCGGGAUCAGUGACCUGGAUACCGUCAGAUGGAAGAACUCCCAGUGGCGCAACUUGCAGGUUGGCUGGGAUGAGUCCACUGCUGGUGAAAAGCGUAAUCGCGUCUCCAUCUGGGAGAUCGAACCCGUGACUGCCCCAUUCUUUAUCUGCCCCACGCCACCUUUCUUCCGUUCCAAGCGCCCAAGGCAACUAGGAAUGCCAGACGAUGAAUCUCCUGAUCUCGACAACAUAUUCAGGAGGACGAUGCCCUGGCUUGGUGACGACUUUGGCUUGAAAGAUCCCCAAGCUCUGACUGGCCUGAGCUUGGCUCAAUGGAUGAAUAUGCAGCAAAGCCCGUCGCUUGCAAACCCAAUGCAACCGAACUAUAUGAGUCCGUUGUCUGGUUCUGUUCUUCAGAACCUCACCGGUGCUGAUAUCUCGCGGCAGUUAGGCAUGCCGGGAACUCAAAUCCCUCAGCAGAACAACUUGCAGUUCAAUGCCCAGAGGCAAAUGCAACCGUCUCAACAGCUAGAUCAACUGCAGAAGCUCCAGCCUUCCACAUUGAGCCCGAUGGCCUCGAUCAUGCAGCCACAGCAGCAGUUGAGUGAUAUGACUCAAUCGAGGCAGAACUUAAUCGGCCAGACUUUACCUAGCAGCAGCCAAGUUCAGUCUCAGAUGUUGCCGUCGCAGAACCCUAUCCAAGCUCAACACCAGUCUCUUCUAAGCCAUCAACUGCAGAUGAACCUAUCACAGAAUCUGCCUCAACAGCAGCAACAGCAAAUGUUGAGUCAUUCUCAACAACAAAAUUUGAUGCAGCCGCAGGCGUCUGAUCACGUCAACCAGCAGCUGCACGUGCCAGAGAACCAAAUACAGAUGCAGCUUCUGCAGAAGUAUCAUCAGCAACAGCAAUCAAUGAUGGCACAGCAGUCUGCCAUGCAGCAGCCAUCUCAACUGGCGCAGCUCCAAGAUCAUCAAAAGCAGCAAUUAGACAUUCCACCGAGCUUUUCCAAGCCUAUGUCAACGAGCCAAAUGUUGGAUGUGUCUCAAACAACAUCCAGUAUGAUCCCUCAGUCUCAUGUUCUUUCCCAGCAGAUGACGAGAAAUAAUAGCCAAGCGAAUCCUCGUUUUGCUCAGCCACCUCAGCAACCAAAACUUCAGCAACAGCAGCAGCAGCAGCAACCGGGGAUGCUAUCGGAGUUACCAGGACACAUGGGGCAAACGUUUCAGCCUUCAGCCGGUAGCAGCAGUUUGUUAACAGGUGCUGCCGGUGGAGGUCAAUCAGCAGUUACAGACGAUGUCCCGUCCUGUUCAACUUCACCAUCGACAAAUAACUGCUCAAAUGGAGUCCAGUUGAUGAUGAACGGCAAAAACCAACGCGCUACAAUGGUAGGGGAUGAGAUUGCUCAGUCUUCAGUCACUCAGUUGAAUUCGAGUGGUUUAGAGACUAUACCGUCUAGCAGUAACCUAGUCAAAGAUUUACAGCAGAAGAGUGAUGUCAAACCUUCGUUAAACGUAUCCAAAAGUCAGAACCAUGGUUUCUUCGCAUCACAAACCUACCUCAAUCCUGCUGGAACACAGAUAGACUACUUGGAUAGUUCGUCUUCAGCAACAUCAGUUCUUUCUCAGAAUGAUCUCCACAUUCCACCAAAUAACAACUCAAUGUCGUUCAACUCCCAGUCGAUGUUGUUUAGAGAUGCAAGCCAUGACGGGGAAGUUCAGGGCGACCCAAGGAGCAAUCUUGCUUUUGGGGCCAACAUUGAGAAUCAGUUGGGAAUGCCGAUGAUGCCUGAUACAUUGAUCACUAAGGACAUGGUUGGAUCGGGUAAAGACUUUGCUACUGAUGUCCCGUCUGGAGGAGGCAUGCUCUCUGGCUUUGACAACUCGAAGGAAGCUCAGCCUGAGCUAUCAUCAUCAAUGGUUUCACAGUCAUUCGGAGUUCCAGAUAUGACAUUCAAUUCCAUUGAUUCCACAAUAAAUGACGGUAGCUUUAUGAACCGAGGUGCUUGGCCUCCGCCUCAGAUACCUCGGAUGAGGACAUACACAAAGGUGUACAAACGUGGGGCCGUUGGAAGAUCAAUUGACAUUACUCGCUAUGCAGGAUAUGAUGAGCUUAAACAAGAUCUGGCUCGUAGGUUUGGCAUAGAGGGACAACUAGAGGACAGGCAGAGAAUCGGCUGGAAACUCGUAUACGUGGAUCAUGAGAAUGACGUCUUGCUAGUUGGCGAUGACCCUUGGGAGGAAUUCGUGAACUGUGUGCGUUGCAUAAAGAUCCUUUCGCCUCAAGAGGUUCAGCAAAUGAGUUUGGAUGGAGAUUUUGGGAAUAGUGUCCUUCCAAACCAAGCUUGUAGUAGCUCAGACAAUGGUGUGAAUUAGUUGGAUACAAUUUCUAGACGAUUCUUUUUUCCACAUGGGAAGCAUAGCAAUGGCUUAUCAGCACAACUUCACUGCCCUCUAACCUCAAGUUGGUCAUUGGCCACAGAUAAGACGAGGUUUCAUUAAGGGUGGACAAAGCUUCUCCGCCGGGUGUUUUUUCAGGCAUGGGAGCUCUGCUGUGUGUUUUAGGAAAAGCUGAUAAGCCGAGAAAUAGAUGGAGUCUUGUUAGGAAGCAUGAUGGCAUAGUGUGUUUCCACAUUUCUCCAUCUUUGGUUAGAGAGCCAGAGCUUGAGUUAUGUAUGCAUCAUAUAGUUUCGAAUUGUAUAGACCACUAGAUAUGUUUUCAGUUUCGCUUUGUGAUGCCAAUGUUUAACUAUAAAUAUAAAUCGUAGCAUUCAAGGGAGUAACCGAAAAUAAAAUCUUGCCACACAACAACACUGUCAUGGUGUUUGUCA
Molecule: messenger RNA, 4479 nt
Organism: Salvia miltiorrhiza (redroot sage)
Lineage: Eukaryota; Viridiplantae; Streptophyta; Magnoliopsida; Lamiales; Lamiaceae
Product: auxin response factor 19-like
Exons: 14
Coding region: 710-4024 (1104 amino acids)
Biological process (GO): response to hormone; regulation of DNA-templated transcription
Cellular component (GO): nucleus
Molecular function (GO): protein binding; DNA binding
Source: RefSeq, a predicted model, not a curated record